AUGGAUAGUGAUCCAUCUACCAUCACUGCCGAGAGCUUGGAAGAUUACAAAACGAUAGCCCGGACAGCCACUGUUGACCUCGAAGCUAUUCUGCAAAGCCUUGACGAUAAGCUCACGGCCGCAGCCGGACAGACAAUAACAGAGACCAGUUCUGAUAUUAGAGAGGAGCGGUCGAGCAUACAGAAUUGUCUUGAUAUCUGCGCGCAGUUUGACAAUGCCCUAGAGCGGAUUCAGAUCCGGCCGUCUUUGGACCCGAAUUCCGGUCCCUUCGAUGCAAAUACAAACUCCAUUCGGAAUACCAACGAGAGCCCAGAGGCUGGAACAAACUUCGAAAGUGAAGCUGAGGAGCUUGCCAAGCUGCAGGAAAAUCGGACCCGUGCUCACCAGGUCAAGAAGAACGUCAGCAUGAUCGACAACGAGGCGGAUGGCGACACCAUCGUCCAAGUUCUGGUAUCGACCACAGAUAAGACAAUUCGCGGCAAAAACAAGAGUGAUAGCAACAACACGAGGACGGUACAAAUUGGAGGCCACAUGAGCGAAGAAUCGGUGCAGCAGCUGUUCCGGGAUGCGAUGGGCAUCUCGGUCACACCGGCUGCUGCUGCUAAAGAGAUUGUCAGUUUCAACGGCCGGUGUGGUCCAGGGAGGGUCAUAGGAAAAGUCCCUGGUACAAAUCACCAAUCAAAUGUGGGCAGGGAAUGA
Molecule: messenger RNA, 699 nt
Organism: Colletotrichum spaethianum
Lineage: Eukaryota; Fungi; Ascomycota; Sordariomycetes; Glomerellales; Glomerellaceae
Exons: 1
Coding region: 1-699 (232 amino acids)
Source: RefSeq, a predicted model, not a curated record